AUGGUAAUAGAGCCGAGGGUGAGGAGUGAGGACAGUGUAGAUAAGUGUUUGUCUGCUCAAGGCAGCCUCCACCCCCUAAUUCACCUGCUUGUCUGAGUGCCACAGUAACACAUAGCUAUCUCUCCUGUUAAGAUAUGCUUCUACAGCCUAUUCAGGCAGAGCCCUGACUGUCUGACUCUCCCCUGACUGUCUGACUCUCCCCUGACUGUCUGACUCUCCCCUGUGAUUGCUUGUCCAUUUACAUCCAUUUAAAGGGCCUGGAGGAGUGAUGCUGGUCUCUAUCUGAGGAACUGAGGUGUAAUAGGUAGCAACAGGGUACAAAAAGUUAAGUCAUCAAAUAAAGAUAGGUACCCGCACACUAUUGAAUGCUUCCACAGUUUUAUUGAGUGCAACGUUUUGACCUGAAAGUCUUUGUCAGGCUUAACAAUAAAGGCAGAAAGGGUUUCACUUACUCUGUGCUGUUGUUUUUGUGUGUUUGCAGUGCGGGACCCAAGGGAGACAACAUCUAUGAAUGGAGGUCCACCAUCCUGGGACCACCAGGCUCUGUGUACGAGGGAGGGGUCUUCUUCCUAGAUAUCACCUUCUCAUCCGAUUACCCCUUCAAGCCACCAAAGGUACUGUACGCUUUAUUCACUUGCUUUAUAGGUUUAGAGGUGGUUGUUUAAACAGUUCAGUAACAUGGAAGCCUCUGCUUGCGUCCCAAAUGUCACCUUAUUCUCUAUGUAGGGAAUAGGGUGCCGUUUGGGACGCAGCCUCUGUCUGCAGCUAGUCCUCUAUUGUUCUACAUGGAGGUCAGGUCUGACAGGAGUUUGCUGAGGUCAUCAGUUGAAACCUUGAGGCUGAUAAACAUGAUGUCUUGUCUUGCCUUAUGCUUUUGACCAACUGUGGCGCUGCCUGGCCAUCAUCUCGUUGAGGCUACUACACAAGCAGCAGUUACACCACAGCACUCUGCUCUACUGUCACAUGACUGUGAAGACCAGGGGACCAAAAUCACCCUGAGCCAUUUAACACAAUGCUGUUAUUAUUGAGAAAGAGUGGCAGCAUUGGUGGUCUGUCUCAGUCAGGCGUGGCUUUGUGGCUGUGUGAUACUGGGCACUAAGAGAGAAGCCCAGCAGAGUCUCUGUGUGUCCCCCAAAUGGCACACUAUUCCCUACAUAGUUUACUACUUUUGACCAGGGCCCAUAGGGCUCUGGUCAAAAGUAGUGCACUACAGUGCCUUCAGAAAGUAUUCACACCCCUUGACUUUUUCCAUAUUUUGUUAUGUUACAGCCUGAUUUUUAAAUUGAGAUGUUGUGUCACUGGCCUACACACAAUACCCCAUAAUGUCAAAGUGUAAUUAUGUUUUUAGAAAUGUUUAGAAAUUAAUACAAAAUGAAAAGUGGAAAAGUCUUGAGUCAAUAAGUAUUCAACCCCUUUGUUAUGGCAAGUUUAGAUAAGUUCAGGAGUAAAGAUGUGCUUAACAAGUCCCAUAAUAAGUUGCAUGGACUCACUCUCUGUGCAAUAAUAGUGUUUAACAUGAUUGUUGAAUGACUACCUCAUCUCUGUACCCCACAUACAGUUAUCUGUAAGGUCCCUCAGUCGAGCAGUGAAUUUCAAACACAGAUUCAACCACAAAGACCAGGGAGGUUUUCCAAUGGCUCGCAAAGAAGAGCACCUAUUGGUAGAUGGGUAAAAAAAAAAAGCAGACAUUGAAUAUCCCUUUGAGCAUGGUGAAGUUAUUAAUUACACCCAGUCACUACAAAGAUACAGGCAUCCUUCCUAACUCAGUUGCCGGAGAGGAUGGAAACCGCUCAGGGAUUUCAACAUGAGGCCAAUGGUGACUUUAAAACAGUUGCAGAGUUUAAUGGCUGUGAUAGGAGAAAACUGAGGAUGGAUCAACAACAUUGUAGUUACUCCACAAUACGAACCUAAUUGACAGAGUGAAAAGAAGGAAGCCUGUACAGAAAAAAUAUAUAUUCCAAAACAUGCAUCCUGUUUGCAACAAGGCACUAAAGUAAUACUGCAAAUAAUUUGCCAAAGCAGUUUACUUUUUGUCCUGAAUAAAAAGUGUUAUGUUUGGGGCAAAUCCAAUACAACAGAUUACCACUCUCCACAUUUUCAAGCAUGGUGGUGGCUGCAUUAUGUUACGGGUAUGCUUGUAAUCGUUAAAUAAUAAUAAUAAUAAUAUGCCAUUUAGCAGAUGCUUUUAUCCAAAGCGACUUACAGUCAUGCGUGCAUACAUUUUUGUGUAUGGGUGGUCCCGGGGAUCGAACCCACUACCUUGGCGUUACAAGCGCCGUGCUCUACCAGCUGAGCUACAGACGACCACAUGGUCCAGUUAAGGACUGGGGAGUUUUUCAGAAUAAAAAAUAAACGGAAUGGAGCUAAGCACAGGCAAAAUCCUAGAGGAAAACCUGGUUCAGUCUGCUUUCCACCAGACACUGGGAGAUGAAUUCACUGUUCAGCAGGACAAUAACCUAAAACACAAGGCCAAAUCUACACUGGAGUUGCUUACCAAGAAGACAGUGAAUGUUCCUGAGUGACCGAGUUACAGUUUUGACUUAAAUCUACAUGAAAAUCUAUGGCAAGACAUGAAAAUGGUUGUCUAGCAAUAACCAACAACCAAUUUGACAGAGCUUGAAGACAUUUGAAAAGAAUAAUGGACAAAUGUUGCACAAUCCAGGUGUGGAAAGGUUAGAGAUUUACCCAGAAAGACUCACAGCGGUAAUCGCUGCCAAAGGUGCUGUUACAAGAUAUUAACUCAGGGGUGUGAAUACUUAUGUAAAUGAGAUAUUUCUGUAUUUAAUUUUCAAUAUGGGGUACAGUGCCUUGCAAAAGUAUUCAUCCCCCUUGGCGUUUUUCCUAUUUUGUUGCAUUACAACCUGUAAUUUAAAUGGAUUUUAUUUUGAUUUCAUGUAACUGACAUACACAAAAUAGUCCAAAUUGGUGAAGUGAAAUAAAAAAAAUAACUUAUUUCAGAAAAUGCUAAAAAUAAAUAAUGGAAAAGUGAUGCGUUCAUAUGUAUUCACCCCCUUUGCUAUGAAGCCCCUAAAUAAGAUCUGAUGCAACCAAUUACCUUCAGAAGUCACAUAAUUAGUUAAAUAAAGUCCACAUGUGUGCAAUCUAAGUGUCACAAGAUCUCAGUAUAUAUACACCUGUUCUGAAAGGCCCCAGAGUCUGCAUAACCACUAAGCAAGGGGCACCACCAAGCAAGUGGCACCAUGAAGACCAAGGAGCUCUCCAAACAGGUCAGCAACAAAGUUGUGGAGAAGUACAGAUCAGGGUUGGCUUAUAAAAAAAUAUCAGAAACUUUGAACAUCCCACGGAGCACCACUAAAUCCAUUAUAAAAAAAUUGAAAGAAUAUGGCACCACAACAAAUCUGCCAAGAGAGGGCCGCCCACCAAAACUCACAGACCAGGCAAGGAGGGCAUUAAUCAGAGAGGCAACAAAGAGACCAAAGAUAACCCUGAAGGAGCUGCAAAUCUCCACAGCGGAGAUUGGAGUAUCUGUCCAUAGGACCACUUUAAGCCGUACACUCCACAGAGCUGGGCUUUACGGAAGAGUGGCCAGAAAAACGCCAUUGCUUAAAGAAAAAAAUAAGCAAACAUGUUUGGUGUUCGCCAAAAGGCAUGUGGGAGACGCCCCAAACAUAUGGAAGAAUGUACUCUGGUCAGGUGAGACUAAAAUGUUGCUUUUUGGCCAUCAAGGAAAACACUAUGUCUGGCGCAAACCCAACACCUCUCAUCACCCCGAGAACACCAACCCCACAGUGAAGCAUGGUGGUGGCAGCAUCAUGCUGUGGGGAUGUUUUUCAUCGGCAGGGACUGGGAAACUGGUCAGAAUUGAAGGAAAGAUGGAUGGCGCUAAAUACAGGAAAAUUCUUGAGGGAAACCUGUUUCAGUCUUCCAGAGAUUUGAGACUGGGACGGAGGUUCACCUUCCAGCAGGACAAUGACCCUAAGCAUACUGCUAAAGCAACACUCGAGUGGUUUAAGGGGAAACAUUUAAUUGUCUUGGAAUGGCCUAGUUAAAGCCCAGACCUCAAUCCAAUUGAGAAUAUGUGGUAUGACUUAAAGAUUGCUGUACACCAGCGGAACCCAUCCAACUUGAAGGAGCUGAAGCAGUUUUGCCUUGAAGAAUGGGCAAAAAUCCCAGUGGCUAGAUGUGCCAAGCUUAUAGAGACAUACCCCAAGAGACUUGCAGCUGUAAUUGCUGAAAAAGGUGGCUCUACAAAGUAUUGACUUUUGGGGGGUUUUCAGUUUUUUUGUCUUAUUUCUUGUUUGUUUCACAAAAACAAAACAAAAUGUUGCAUCUUCAAAGUGGUAGGCAUGUUGUGUAAAUCAAAUGAUACAAACCCCUAAAAAAAUCAAUUUUAAUUCCAGUUUGUAAGGCAACAAAAUAGGAAAAAUGCCAAGGGGGGUGAAUACUUUCGCAAGCCACUGUAUUGUGUGUAGAUGGGUGAGAGAAAAAAAUAUAUUUAAUCCAUUUUGAAAUCAGGCUGUAACACAACAAAAUGUGGAAUAAUUCAAGGGGUAUGAAUACUCUCUGAAGGCAGGGAGUAGGGUGCCUUUUGGGACGCUGCUUCUUUUGCGUUAUAGGCACUGCAGGGGCUCCUCUUUUUUAGCAGCAUAUAUUCUCAGUAAUACACUCUUCCGACAGGCUACACUGCCUAUUAUGUUUCUGAGAAAACUUUACGGAAGGUGGAUAUAAUCAGGAUCAUAAUAGCUUUCUGGUAGUGGAGGUGAGCAAUAGGGUUAUUUCAUAGAAAGCAAUCCCAUUUCACAUAAAAACUAACAGGCAUAAAUAUAUUUACGAGAAAUCAGCCUCAGAACUGAAAGUUGUACCACUCUAUACUGGACUGAGGGGGUGUUGUGAUAUGUUUGCUCUGUCUAGCAGUUCUAUUAUUCAGCGCAAAUCCCCUGUUUACAGUGAUGGGAUUAGCCUUUACAGUGGUUAUGGUAAUAAAAGACUGAGUCUGUCUCGUCUGGUUUCUAUUAACAUGUCAUAAAGAUGGCAUAUACAGUUUGACUUUAGAGAGAGCGCGAGAGAGCAAGAGAGAGGGCGAGAGAGCAAGAGAGAGAGAGAGAGAGCAGACUUGUUCAGAGGCGGUGUGGUUCCCCUCCAUGCUACCAAUUACCCAGGGGUGGUGUGUCUGUGUCUGACUCCCUCUCUCCCUAUCUAUAUAUCUUUCUUUCUUUUUCUCUCUCUCUCUUUCUUUCUCACUCUCUCUCUCUUCUCUCUCUUUCUCUCUCCCUCCCUCUAAUGUCAAAGCCAUAAACAGCUAGUGGCAUCAUUAAGAUCAUUGGCUGUGAGUGGUCCUAAUUGGUUUCCCCAUGCAAUAAGGGCUGCUCAGAGAGAGAAGGCCUCAAUGGGAUGUUAAAAGACUUCCCUUAUGUAAACACCACAUGAUUUCACAUGUGGAAAAUCACAUGAUUUCACAUGUGACAUUUCCACAUGUUUUGCACAUGUGAAAUCAUGUGAAACCAUGUGUUUUGCAACACUUCAUGUGACAUUUCCCAUGUGAGCUAAUUUUACAUUUACAUUUAAGUCAUUUAGCAGACGCUCUUAUCCAGAGCGACUUACAAAUGGGCGCAUCCAACUUAGGAAUCACCCUAGAUCAUGUAAAACCAUGUGUUUUUGGAACAUUUCACAUGUGGAUUUUCACGUGAUCGCAUAACCUUUCACGUGGAUUGAAAUUUUCACAUGGGAUUUCACAGAAAAAAGUGUGUCUUUAUGAUACACACACAGUGUUUUCAACUUACAUAUUUGACUGCAUUGUGUAUGUUUAUUUAUACAGUAAUUCUUAUUUAACAUGUCCUUACCUGGGAUUUGACUUCACAACCUCUUGGUUCACUGCAUUCCAAGCAUCCUGCUACGCCACCAUGUCUGUGUCAUUAACUGAUUUCACCUGUAUUCCUACAUUUUGGACUUCAAGUACAUCUCAGAUUUGCUAAAAAUACACUCAAGAAAAACGAUUAUAUUUAUCAUAGUGAUUCAGGAUUAACAUUAAAACAGAAUAAUAUGCCCCACCAACAUUAGACAAAUUCACAGAAAACCCUCAAAUUGCUGAAAUAAGUAAAUGUAAUCAAUGAUGAGAGAAUAGUCAGAAUAACUGAUAACUAAAAUAGCAGUGCAGAUGACACUCUUUUGCUAAGUGCAGAGAUGUAUUAUAGGUAUUGAAUGUGUAUGGGACUGCAACAGACUUUGUGGUGCAGCAGGAAGGGCAGUGUACCUCACAUCCAGAGGUUGUGUGUUCAAAUCCCAGCUGGAGUUAUACUUUAGCUGAACAGCAAUAUCACAUGAAAUUUCACGUGAAAAACAUGUUCACAUGUGAAGUUUCAAAACCAAAGUUUGUGAAGUGUUCCAAAAACACGUUUUCACAUGUGAAAUGUCACGUGAAGUCUUCCCAAAAAAAGCUUUUCCACAUAAUUUCACGAGAAAUGUCACAUGUGAAGUGUUAAAAAAAACAUUUCCACAUGUGAAAGAAGAAAUGCCAGAUGUGAAGUGUUCCAAAACCACAUUUUCACAUGAUUUCACAUGUGAAAUUUCACGUUUCAUGUGUGAAAUCAUGUGGUUCAACAUGUGAUAACAUACAAUUACACUGUUAGCCAUUGCUGUUAAUUUUGUGGGAAAAUUGUGUCAUUUUACAUUACAUUUCUACAGUAAUAUGUUAAUGUAUUUUGCUAUAUAUUUACUGUCAAUUGCAAUGCACAUGGGUAGGCUACUUUUUGGCCGUCAUGCAAAUUAACUUGGCAUGCCUUACUUACAAUUGCAUUUAAACUUAAAGGAUAGUUUAGAUAGGCUUAUUAUUUUAUAGUAAGUUACCAGCUACUGAGUUGCAGUGAAAAUAGUGGAACAACUUUUUAUGUAUUUCUACAGCUGAACUGUAUUUAGUCAGUAAAUAUACAACAACGAACUGUAUACAGGAAGUACACGGAAAUUCCAAUUCUCAUUCCAAUUAUUUUCAAUGCUUUUCCGGAAAAUGAGGAAAUGGAUUUUGGUUUACUUUCUGAAUUGACUGGAACUCAAUUUGGUUAGCACACUUGGGACACAAACACACUUGGGAUUUGCCAGCAACCUGGGAUUUUCCAGCAACCUGAAUUUCCUGCUUUGCCACCAGGUCUGUGGCCAUGACAGAGAUCGACCACAGAUUUAUUGGUAAGAAUACAUUUCUGCACUUUGCUAAAAGUUGCCCGUCCAUAAUCAAGUAAAUAAUUGUGGGAUUAUCUGACAAAACCAACGAAAAAGUAGCAGUGCUCAGAAACACUUGAAAUUAAGGCCUAGAUUCAAUCAGAUCAAGCGUAAACAGGGGUAGCCGACACCCGCAUAGCUGGGGUUUGGCAGUGUCGGAGAUGUAACUGCGUUACGGUACAGUGUUGUGCCCUGGUGUGCGUAAGGUACCUUCAGAGUUAGGAACUCGCAUCCACCUGUGGUAAAUUCAAUUGAUUGGACAUGAUUUGGAAAGGCACACACCUGUCUAUAUAAGGUCCCACAGUUGACAGUGCAUGUCAGAGCAAAAACCAAGCCAUGAGGUCGAAAUAAUUGUCCGUAGAGCUCCGAGACAGGAUUGUGUCGAGGCACAGAUCUGGGGAAGGGUACCAAAACAUUUCUGCAACAUUGAAGGUCCCCAAGAACACAGUGGCCUCCAUCAUUCUUUAAAUGGAAGACGUUUGGAACCACCAAGACUCUUCCUAAGGCUGGCCGCCCGGCCAAACUGAGCAAUAAGGGGAGAAGGGCCUUGGUCAGGGAGGUGACCAAGAACCCAAUGGUCACUCUGACAGAGCUCCAGAGUUGCUCUGUGGAGAAUGGAGAACCUUCCAGAAGGACAAAAACUCUGCAGCACUCCACCAAACAGACCUUUAUUGUAGCGUGGCUAGACGGAAGCCACUCCUCAGUAAAAGGCACUUGACUGCCCGCUUGGAGUUUGCCAAAAGGCACCUAAAGGACUCUCAGACCAUGAGAAAUAAGAUUCUCUGGUCUGAUGAAACCAAGAUUGAAAUAUUUGGCCUGAAUUCCAAGCGUCACGUCUGGAGGAAACCUGGCACCAUCCCUACGGUGAAGCAUGGUGGUGGCAGCAUCAUGCUGUGGGGAUGUUUUUCAGCCAAGGUCAAGGGGUCUGAAUACUUUCCGAAUGCACUGUAGGUGGGGGCAAUGUGCUGGCGGGGCCCAUUACCAUAUUUCGGGGCAUGUUCUAAAAUAUGUUGUAUUUGUUCCAACCUUCAGUCGGAGUGUUGUACCAGUUUAAGUGGUUUUAUCGUUGUGUUGGUUAAGGUUGAGUACCUCUUUUGACACUAGCUGGUCUACAAUCUUUGGCAGAGCUCGUGACAGUGAAGAGCUGCAUGGUGAAAAGGUUACUGCACAUAUUUUCCAGUAGCUUAAUUGCAGCUGGUUCACAGGAAGUUCAUGUUUAAUUUUCAAUAACUUACUGUCAACUAGUUGCAAGUGAGUUAAUGUGAAAUUCACAUUAACUUACUGUAGCUAAUCCAUCACACUCACCAAAAUGGUCUGGUAGGGAAUUGAGUAUUACAAUGACAUGGUUACUAGCUAUAAAUGAAAUAUUGUAUGGUUCCUUUGUUGUACAUGCACUUAUGGCAGCCUUUAACAAAGCUGCAAAACUGACAGCUUUGUGUUUAUGAACAGAAUACAAUAUAGCACAUUAACUGACUUAGCUGAAAGCCACGCCUCCAAUAAGCUACACCUGCAAUCUUCUGAUAGGCUGCAGCUGCUACAGUAUGCUGCCAAUCAGCAAGUGAUGCGCAUGUUGUCAACAGAAGAGUCGGUGAAGGCACAGUAGGUUACUGGCAAGGAUUGCAAGUGGCAGCAAAUGUCCUAUAGGUUACUGGCAACAACAACAAAAAAGGCAGUAUGUUACUGUGAAUUUGACAAUAACUUACAAACUAGUAGGUUCCAAGUAAAAAAUGACAAAUUCACAGCAACUUCUUGCAACAAGUUGCCAUUAACUUACUGGAAAAUACACAAUAACGUCUUUACAGUGAGUGCAGCUCAUUACUGACACAUUCUCUUACAAAGUUUCCAGAACAGACAGUGUCAAAAGAGGUGCUUAACUUGCAUCGGCAUAACCAUCAAACACUUAAACUGCUACAACAGUGUGCUUGAGCACUGCUAGUUUUACGUUAAUGUUACGUUGGUGGUGAUAAUUGCAUAAUUAUUUACUUGAUUCUGGGCAAUGAUGAAUAAUGCAGAAAUGCAUUCUUGCCAAUAAAUCUGUGGCCAUAUCUCUUUCAUGCUCACAGAUCUGGUGGUGUAGCUGCACAGUAGCAGAACAUUUCAGGUUGUUAGCGACCGAGAGGUUUUAAGUUCAAAUCCCAUUUAAGGUCCCAAUUGUCACAUGUAGUUUCAUGUUAUCACAUUGAGAUUUUGCAUCCCCAUGUUGUCACAUUUAUUUCACAUACAUUUCACAAGAUCAUGUUCUCACAUGUGCUAAUAUGUUGUCACGUGUAGUUUUAUGUUAUCACAUGUUGUCACGUUAUCACAUGAACUUUACAUUAAAUCGCGUGAUCAUAUGAGAUGUGAAAUUCAUGUGUUUUUUCCGUAAGGGUUAGCUCAACGCAUGUCACCGACUGGCCUACCUACCAGAUAUUGCAGGGAAAGGCCAAUAGAUAUUCACACACCAUUUGCUGGUACCUGAGGUCUCCCGGUCUUAUCUACUGUAUGAUGGCUUAAUUAUGGGAUGUGUUAAGUUGCCAUACACAUUUAUGCCAAUUGCCUGUCUGUCUUUAUGCUGUUUUAUAAGUGCAAAUGUCAAGGAUGUGUGGUUUAGCUUUGUGAGGUUUAGAUGACUACAGUGAAUGCAGACUUAACAGGGAAUGUUCUUGCUCCACAGUAAAUGUUCCAGCUCCUCCUCAGGCGGCAGGUAGCCUAGCAAUUAAGAGCAUUGGGCUAGUAACCGAAAGGUUGCUGGUUUUAAAUCCCGAGCCGACUAGGUGAAAAAUCUGUCGAUGUGCCCUUGAGCAAGGCACUUAACCAUAAUUGCUCCUGUAAGUCGCUCUGGAUAACAGCGUCUGCUAAAUGACUAAAAUGUAAAUAUAGCUCCUCAGUAAAUUAUCUAGCGCCUUGUUAAAUGUUCUAGCUCCCCAGUUAAUGUUUUGGUUCCUCAGUAAAUGAUAUAUCUCCCCAGUUAAUGUUCUGGUUCCUCAGUUAAUGAUCUAUCUCCUCAGUUAAUGUUCUAGCUACUCAGUUAAUGAUCUAUCUCCCCAGUUAAUGUUCUGGUUCCUCAGUAAAUGAUCUAUCUCCUCAGUUAAUGUUCUAGCUCCUCAGUUAAUGAUCUAUCUCCUCAGUUAAUGUUCUAGUUCAUCUGUAAAUGUUCUAGCUCCUCGAGCUCUAUAAAUGUUCUAGCUCCUAAGUAAAUGUUCUACCUCCUCAGUAACCCUUGCAUGCUUUAUUGUUGACCCCAUUGUUAACACUGUAUCUUAUCUUAUCUGCCUGGCUGGCUGAUAAAGCCUAAAUGUGUUUCAUGCCUUCCUCCUCUUCCACAGGUCAGUUUUCAUUUGAGGAAAGUGGCCCAAGAAAAACAAUCAGGGUGUACUGAUAUGUAUGUCUGUGUUGUUUCCUAGCCAGGGUAUAUAUUUACUUUCUGAUGUCUCCUUGGUGACGUUCUGCACCAGGAACUACCACUGUAACAUCGACAGUCAGGGUGUGAUCUGUCUGGAUCUACUUUAUGUUGUUUCUAAGGUGAUGUUAGAUCUGCUUUAUGUUGUUCCCUAGGUGACGUUCCGCACCAGGAUCUACCACUGUAACAUCAACAGUCAGGGUGUGAUCUGCCUGGAUAUCCUGAAGGACAACUGGAGCCCUGCCCUCACCAUCUCCAAGGUGCUGCUGUCCAUCUGCUCCCUGCUCACAGACUGUAACCCUGGUGAGUGACACAGCGGUCCACCAAUCAGACAUAUAGUAGAUAUACUGUACACAUGUAACAGACUGCAACCCUGGUGAGUGACACAGCGGUCAACCAAUCAGUCAUACAGUAGAUAUAAUGUACACAUGUAACAGACUGCAACCCUGGUGAGUGACACAGCGGUCAACCAAUCAAACAUACAGUAAAUAUACUGUACACAUGUAACAGACUGUAACCCCAAAGCAAGCCUCAAAACCAAAGACAUUACACUGCACUUGACUUGUAGAAUGUUUGCGCUGUGUCAGGGAUGGGACAGUGGGACAGCCAUCAAUUUAGAAAUCCUACUAAAUCUUUCUUCUACCUUGAUGCAUGCUUCAAUUUCUACUUGAAUGAAGUAAUUUAUACAAAGUUUAAAACGAAGCAAUCCUGUGUGCCUGCCUUGAGACUUGGAGAUCUAAGGUCGCCCUCUUACCAAUGACUGUGUACCAAUGACUAAGGCCUCUUACUCAUGAGUGUCUCAUCCCUUUACUCUCUUCAGUCAGUUUAGACUUCUGCAACCCUCUUACUAAUGCGUUGCUCAUCUCUCUUUCCUGUCUUCUCCCUCUCUCCUCAGCUGACCCUCUGGUUGGUAGCAUUGCCACUCAGUACCUGACCAACAGAGCCGAGCAUGACAGGAUAGCCCGACAGUGGACCAAGAGAUACGCCACUUAGAGGUCACGAUCCCUAACCCCUGACCCCGUCCUGUCUGAUCCCCUGUCCCCCCAGCCCCCCUGCCUGCAGUGUGAAGGUCCCGGAGGCGACGUCACAUCGUGCAACAAAUCUUUAUAGCCUUUACAAUACGGACUUCUGUGUAAAUGUCUGAUUACUGAUUCUACUCCUCCACAUUUUACCCUGCUAUGAGGACUGGGUCUGAAGAGAGACAGAGAGAGAGACAGAUCCAAGCAGGCAUUGUCUCACGUCAGAUAGCGAAGCGUCGCCUCUGUCUGCACUGAUAGUUCAUGGCAACACAGAGCGUUUGAAUGACGCCAUCUGUCGGAAGACAAUGCCCAACAAAAGGUAAAUGUAUAUUGGAGUAGAAUUUUGUAGCUGUAGAUUUUAGUUAUGUUUAAAUGCCUCUACUUGCAAGUCUUGCUUCUUUGGGAUAUAAAAAAAUAAAAUGUAUUUUGUGAUGUAAUAAAGGAAACUAUUC
Molecule: messenger RNA, 12020 nt
Organism: Coregonus sp. 'balchen'
Lineage: Eukaryota; Metazoa; Chordata; Actinopteri; Salmoniformes; Salmonidae
Source: the annotation of a GenBank genome assembly